GCGCGUGCUUAUGAAAGUGAUACCAUGACGACAAAUAACAGCGAUAGGCCAACGAUUCUAAUACCGCCGACAACUUGAAGAAAAACAUCCAGAUAUGUCAAAAUGAUGGCAAAAUUCUCGUCGGGAAUGUAGCUUUGACAUCUGUAUACCGUAACAGUCGCGAAACAAUUUUUUCAAAAAUGUAUCAAUUUUAUUCGCCUUACUUUUCACACAAAUCGUCAAGUAAUGAAUUUUCUAAAAUUGGAAGUUCUGGAAUUUAUGACUAUCAUUUGUCUGGUGAUUAUUUGACUUCUAACCAUUCCACUUCAAGUGAACUUGAAAGAGACUUGCAUUCUGGAUUAGAUUCUGAAACGGAGAGACCAAAAUCAUCGCAGUAUAUUGCACCAAACUGUGUAUUAUUUAACUAUUUUAGUGGUGACGUUUCAACAGUUGUCGAUGACCACUUUAGCAGAGCUUUAAGUCAACCAAGUAGUUUUACCCUGGACAAAUGUAAUACUGGGGACAGAAAACCGGAGAAACCUUUGAUGUGCCAGAGAAAAAUGCCUUCAUCAUUCUGGAACAGUAAUCACAAGAGAACAAGUCCAUAUGGAUCGUCAUGUGGGUUGGACUAUAGGGACCCAUAUUUUCCGCCAUCUUGGUACACAUUACAGAACAAUCAUUGGCCGUAUAGCUUCCCAAGACAUCAUGCUCAUUCAGAACUUGGUCAGAACUUCACAUAUUCAUCUCUAGAUACGGCGGGAAAGUUGGGAACACCAUACCAAUCUCUUAUGUUUCCGUCUGGCUACGAAUCAAGACAAAAUAAAUAUGACUUUACUAAGAAUAUGGAGUCUUUAUCUAGUCCAAGUAACUAUUAUGGACUUUCCAGAUUCGGAAUGGACUUAGCGACCAAGGGAAACAUUGAUUCGACUGUUUCUGGUCUAGAAUAUCAGUUACAAUCAGCCAGAAGAGAGAUGUGUUGGUAGCUUCAUCUUGAAAACUAAAUUGUUAAUAAAACAUCCGUAUUAGAUCAAUUUUUCAUCAACAAUGACUGAAAUGUUUGGAUGGGGAUACUGAACCGGAGUUACAUGUUUCGGACAGUGAUGAAUAGUGUUUCCGGUGAUGAGAUGUCCACCAAGUGGACACAUACGACGGUUAUUUUAAAUGUUCGGACCAUGGAAGUAAAAUACCCUUCCAUGUUCAGACUGAGCCUGACGGUUUUUGUUUUAUGUUUUAGUGUACAUAUUUGUUCUACAAGUUGGAGUAACUUACAUUGGACAAAGACCAUGAUAUUUGUUAUU
Molecule: messenger RNA, 1277 nt
Organism: Mytilus trossulus (common blue mussel)
Lineage: Eukaryota; Metazoa; Mollusca; Bivalvia; Mytilida; Mytilidae
Product: transcription cofactor vestigial-like protein 2
Exons: 4
Coding region: 180-962 (260 amino acids)
Biological process (GO): regulation of transcription by RNA polymerase II
Cellular component (GO): nucleus
Source: RefSeq, a predicted model, not a curated record